Messenger RNA from Bemisia tabaci, 1264 nucleotides. RefSeq lists its product as uncharacterized. NCBI's taxonomy places the organism in Eukaryota, Metazoa, Arthropoda, Insecta, Hemiptera, Aleyrodidae. The record is from RefSeq and is a predicted model, not a curated record.
AUGAUUCGUACCGAACCCAAGAGCGCUUUGAUGCACAACUUAUGGAACCGGUUUACAACAUGUCGACUUCUAGAACUAGAGCUUCCAGAACUUCUAGCCGAACGAGGGAUGAACCCCGUGACGUCAGCGCACGUGCGUGAGCGGUGGCGGUCGCCUACGUCUGGCGUCAUGUCCUCAACGGCGCUUCGUUUCUCACGGCUAACGGCUCAUAAAGUCUGGAACAAAACGGGUCCGGGUUUUUGGGGGUGGCUCGGAUGGGGGCAAGAGCGGAUGCCGGGGGGCGCGGAGGGUGGAAGGUGCGCAGAAAGGACGUCCAGGAGAUUCGCGGAAGAAAAGCCGCCUGGAAAGGCUUCGACACUCAGAAGGAGCAGCAACUCAGCACUCAGUUCUGUCGCCGUGCAAAAGGCGCUCGUCAAAGGUUUCGCCACCUGUCCUCUAGGAUCCCCGGCUCGAAGCAAAAUGCUAGGAGCAACCGUCAUCGUUGAGUCCUGCAUAUGUCUAUUGAUAUUCGUUAGCACAUCAAAUUCUCAAGAGUUCUUCUCAACGGGGGGUAGGUAUGGCAAGAGGAUUGCUUCAGAAGAAUCAUUCGACACAGGUCGGCCAUCAGACACAAGCGUGUUAGAAAGACGGAGUCUCUCCAUUACACCCGACAACUCACCCUUGCUGGAAGUUUCUGGCAGGAAUGACCGGUUUUUCAUGGGCAGCCGCUAUGGGAAGAGGGCGCUCGACUUACUAAAAUCAGACUUUAGAGAUGUCACCGGAGCAAGAAUCACGUGCGUGUACAUCGGUUUUGAAGAUCUCUUUCGCUGUAGUAAUGGGAAGGAUAGAAAAUUUCACGAAGUCGAGUCAUUGCAACGAGAGGAAAAUAAAUGAAUGGAAUUGAAAAGUAUUUGCUAAAAAUUUGACCUAUUAAAUGUUAUUUAAAUUUAUAUUGUUUUGAUUUUAUUAAAGUACUUAUGUUUUAUAAUAAAUUGCAAUAAAUUUAAUUUAUUUGUUCGGAGACGAAAAUGGAAAGUCAAGGCUCGUAAUUCUGUGAGUCGCAAAAAUGUACAUAAUCUUGAACGAGAUCGACAACGAUCAAAAAGUAGCAAAUCGAUGGUGAAAGCACAAAAGCACGAAAGCGCACGUAUCUCAAUUUAGGAUUUUUCAAAUUUCCUGUCACGUUGCACUUUUUUAAGGAUAUCGUGAACGAUUCUGAAGAUAGCUUGGCCAAUGUUCUUUCAUGAAGUCAGCUCAUUUGAUGUUUCUUGGUUCUUUCAACAAU